Molecule: messenger RNA, 1511 nt
Organism: Cryptomeria japonica (Japanese cedar)
Lineage: Eukaryota; Viridiplantae; Streptophyta; Pinopsida; Cupressales; Cupressaceae
Product: zinc transporter 5
Exons: 3
Coding region: 325-1392 (355 amino acids)
Biological process (GO): zinc ion transmembrane transport
Cellular component (GO): plasma membrane
Molecular function (GO): zinc ion transmembrane transporter activity
Source: RefSeq, a predicted model, not a curated record
AAAUAUCAGAUCUAAAUCUACACUACAGUAUGUAUUGAAUCAGUUCAAAGAGAUAAAAAUAGAAUAACUGUUAGCCAUUUGAAGCAUGGAACAACUUGACACGAAAAGUGCUAAAAUGUCGAAACCGUUGCAGAGACAAUUCCUGAAAAAUUAAAAAAUAAAAUUUAAUAUAAAAGAAGGGAGAUGAGGACAUCAUGAGGCAAGUGGAAAGUUUUUCUACAUUCCAUUGACUUUUAAUAAAAAUUGGGCUCAUUAUUUUGAUUAUUCUGUGCAUAAAUAUAGACCAACUCUUUAGGAGUUCCUCAUGUUCAUGACUGAUUCAGCAUGGCAACAUUUUGGAUGAUUUGUUUGUCAUGGGCUCUGUUUUCAACAACCAGUUUGGUGGGUGCACAGGAAUCCGAUUGUUCUGUGGAUCAAAGUUGCAGAAACAAAGAUGAAGCUCUCCACCUCAAGCUUGGGGCAAUUGCCUCUAUUUUGAUAGGCAGUGCAAUAGGCGUAUGCUUGCCUAUCUUGGGGAGAAGUAUCAGUGCUUUGAGGCCUGAUAAGGAUAUAUUUAUCAUCAUCAAGUCUUUUGCAGCAGGAGUUAUUGUGGCAACUGGUUUUGUCCAUAUCCUUCCUGAUGCAUUUGAUUCUCUGGGUAAUCCUUGCUUGAAGGGAGCUGCUUGGCAAAACUUCCCGUUUGCUGGGUUUACAGCUAUGAUGGGUGCUGUUGUCAGUCUUAUGGUGGAUGCUAUGGCUACUGGAUAUUAUCAACGAGCCCACCUUAAGAAACAGCAGGCAACGGUUGGUGUUGCAGAUAUGUCUACUGCAAGGGUGGGGAAUAGUGGGGAGAUUGAACAUCAGAGUCAUCUUCAUACUCAUGGUGGUUCCCAUGCAUAUGAUUCUGCUGCCGAAGGCUCUGCUUCAUCAUUGCUUCGCCAUCGUGUUAUUUCUCAGGUGUUAGAGCUUGGAAUAGUGGCCCACUCUGUGAUAAUUGGAAUAUCGUUAGGGGCAUCUGAGAGUCCAUGCACCAUACGCCCUCUAAUUGCAGCUCUGACAUUUCAUCAGUUUUUUGAAGGAAUCGGCCUUGGAGGAUGCAUAGUUCAGGCGAGGUUCAAGAACAGAUCUACAGCGUUAAUGGCGUUCUUCUUUUCAAUAACUACACCGCUGGGAAUUGCAGUGGGAAUCGCAAUUUCAUCAACUUAUAAUGAAAAUAGUUCAACAGCUCUAAUUGUUGAGGGAAUGUUCGAUGCAGCCUCUGCAGGAAUUCUGAUAUAUAUGGCAUUAGUGGAUCUUCUUGCAGCAGAUUUUCUUGGGCCACGAAUGCAGAGCAAAGUGGGGCUUCAGUUGUGGUCAUAUACUUCUCUAUUGUUAGGAAUCGGUUCCAUGUCUUUAUUGGCCAAAUGGGCCUAACUCAGUUGGAUCCAAAACACUAUGUAACAAUAAUAGCAUUAUAUGCUGUCAUUCAUCCAUCAUGUUUAACAAAAUUGGUGUGAUGAAACCAGAAAUAUAUGAUAAUUUUUUAUUGGCAA